This is a messenger RNA of Acanthosepion pharaonis, 1089 nucleotides long. Lineage: Eukaryota; Metazoa; Mollusca; Cephalopoda; Sepiida; Sepiidae. The record is from the annotation of a GenBank genome assembly.
AUGACAAAAUUAAAUAAAAUUAUUUUCUUCUUUCUUGCUUAUUCUACAUUCUUUCUUUUCUUUCUUUCUUUCUUUCUUUCUUUCUUUCUUUUUUUGUUACGUUUUUUUUUUCUUUCAUAUUCAUCACUUUUCCUUGUUCUUUUUUUUCUUAUUUUACUUCCUUCCUUCCUUCUUCUUCCUUCCUUCCUUCCUUCCUUCCUUCCUUUCUUUCUUUCCUUCUACGGAAUAUCCAACUGUCUACACUAUAUUCCUUCUUUCUUUCUUUUUUUUCUUUCUUAUUUUCUUUCUUUCUUUCUUUUUUUCUGCUAUAACCUUUUCCUUCUUUUCUUUCAGUAUUUACCACUUUUCCUUUUUUUCUUUCUUUUCUUAUUCUCUACCUUUUUUUUCUUUUCUUUCUUUUCUUUUCUUUCUUUAUUUAUUUAUUUAUUUAUUUAUUUAUUUUACCCAACUGUCUACACUAUAUUUCUUUCUUUCUUUCUUUCUUUCUUUCUUUUUCUUUUUCUUUCUCUUUUCUUUCUUUUGCCCAACUGUCUAUACUCUUAUUCUUUCUUUCUUUUCUUUCUUUCUUUCUUUCUUUCUUUCUUUUUUCUUUCUUUCUUUUUCUCCUUUUCCUCUAUAGCGGUGCCAAAUGUCUUUCUCUAUUUCACCUUUUCUGUUACAGUCUCUUAUCUCGGCAUCUCUCUCUCUCUCUCUCUCUCUCUCUCUCUUGUACUAAACGCCUGGGAUUACGUGAUAACAAUCGCCACCAAUCUUCCUGUCUUUUUAUUUUCUCAGAUGCCUGUGCUAACUUUCUUUUUCCUAUCUUUCAUUCUGACGUUCUUUCUUAUUUUCUUUCUUUCUUUUCCAUUUCUUUCUUUCUUUCUUUCUUUCUUUCUUUCUUUCUUUCUUUCUUUCUUUCAGAACUUUCUCGCUUUCUUUCUUUCAGAUCUUUCUUUUUAUUUAUUUCUAUAUUUUUUAAUUUAUUUUUAUAAUUUUCUUUCUUUCUUUCUUUCUUUCUUUCUUUCUUUCUUUCUUUCUUUCUUUCGUCCUUUCUUUCGUCCUUUCUUUCUUUCAGAACUUUCGUUCUCACUUCCUUUCUUUCGGAUCUAA